Molecule: messenger RNA, 1050 nt
Organism: Myotis davidii
Lineage: Eukaryota; Metazoa; Chordata; Mammalia; Chiroptera; Vespertilionidae
Product: dystonin-like
Exons: 3
Biological process (GO): actin cytoskeleton organization
Cellular component (GO): plasma membrane; cortical actin cytoskeleton; cell projection
Molecular function (GO): actin filament binding
Source: RefSeq, a predicted model, not a curated record
GAAUUACAGAAAGAUAUGCAAGGGAGUGCACAGGCAUUGGCAGAAAUAGUGAAAAACACAGAGAACUUCCUGAAAGAGAAUGGUGAAAAGCUGUCACGGGAAGAUCAGGCUUUGAUUGAAGAGAAACUUAAGGAAGCUAAGAUAAAGUGUGAACAACUCAAUUUAAAGGCGGAGCAGUCGAAAAAGGAGCUGGAGAAAGCUGUGACAACAGCAAUCAAGGAAGAGACGGAAAAGGUUGCAGCUGUGAAGCAGCUGGAAGAGAGCAAAACCAAAAUAGAAAACCUUUUGGACUGGUUGUCACAUGUUGACAAAGACUCAGAAAGGGCGGGGAUAAAACAGAAACAGGUGAUUGAACAGAACGGGACUCAUUUCCAAGAAGGUGACAACAAGUCGGAGAUGGGAGAAGAGGAUGAAGUUAACGGUAACCUGUUGGAAACUGAUGUGGAUGGGCCGGUUGCAACCACUGAGGAGAAUCUGAACCAGCAAUACCAGAAAGUUAAGGCCCAACACGAGAAGAUCGUCUCUCAGCAGCAAGCCGUCCUCCUGGCCACUCAGUCAGCGCAAGCCUUGCUGGAGAAGCAGGGUCACUAUCUCUCUCCCGAGGACAAAGAGAAACUGCAGAAGAACAUGAAGGAACUGAAAGCGCACUACGAAACUGCACUGGCCGAGUCGGAGAAGAAAAUGAAGUUAACACAUUCUCUGCAGGAGGAGUUGGAGAAGUUCGACACGGAUUAUGGAGAGUUCGAGCACUGGCUGCAGCAGUCGGAGCAAGAGCUGGAAAACCUGCAGGCGGGGGCAGACGACUUCAGUGGUUUAAUGACCAAACUGAAGAGGCAGAAGAGCUUCUCAGAAGAUGUUAUUUCUCACAAAGGCGACUUGAGGUACAUCACAAUUUCUGGAAACAGGGUGCUGGAAGCAGCCAAGUCUUGCAGCAAAAGAGAUGGCGGUGGCCAGGCUGACCAGCAUAAUACUGACACUUCUGCUGCUCACAGAGAAGUCCAGAGCAAAUUGGAUCGUGCCACGGAUCGGUUCAGGUCUCUCUACUCGAAG